AUGAUUCGCAGAUUAUUUUUUAAAAAACCAGGCAAAGGAAGUACGGAAACUAGAUCAUACUCUAUAAAACAUUUACGGCUACAAUUUAAAGUUGAACUUCCUUAUUUUUUGUUUGUACAUGCAAUUGGUGAGUGUGAUACAACGUCAGCUAUCUUUCAACAAGGGAAAAUUAAACAUUUAAAAACAGUUCAAGCACAUCCAGAACUACACGAUUCAUUAUUAGUUUUUAACAAUGAAUCAGCUACACAUGAGGAAAUUUUGCGUGCGGGAGAAAAGUACUUGUUAAAAUUAUUUAAAGCACCAGCAAACACUAAUACAUUGAAUUGUCACAGGUAUGAUGUAUUCCGAAAAACAGGGGCUUCCAGCAAAAAAGAAGUCAAACUUUCUCGACUCUCUCCAACAGUCGAUUCAGCAAAGCAGAAUUUGUUUAGGGUUUAUUUACAAGUACAACUUUGGCGUGGGAAAAUACUUAAUCCGUUAGACUGGGGCUGGGAAAAAGUAGAUAAAAAAAUAAUACCGAUCUUUACAAAGAAACCACCAGCAACAGACUCCCUUCUAUCGGUUAUAAGUUGUGCUUGCACUAAAUCAUGCGAGAAAAAUUGUGGAUGUAAAAAAGCGGGAAUGCGAUGUUCCAUAAUAUGUAAAAAUUGUCAAGGCACAUCGUGUUUAAACCAGCAACUAAUUUGUGAUGAUGACGACGACGACGACGACGUGGAGUUGUAUAAAGAUGGACAAUGGACCACUAGCAUAGACGAAGACAACGAAUAA
Messenger RNA from Macrosiphum euphorbiae (potato aphid), 768 nucleotides. Lineage: Eukaryota; Metazoa; Arthropoda; Insecta; Hemiptera; Aphididae. The record is from the annotation of a GenBank genome assembly.